Molecule: messenger RNA, 1050 nt
Organism: Symbiodinium necroappetens
Lineage: Eukaryota; Dinophyceae; Suessiales; Symbiodiniaceae
Source: the annotation of a GenBank genome assembly
AUGCAGUUAGAAAAUUUGAAUGUGGAGAAACACGAGGUGCUGAUCACGCCGGAAGACCUGAAGGCAAAAUUGCCGGUAACUGAAGAAAUAUCAGCAGCGGUAAAUGCCUAUCGUCAGACGGUGCGGGAUAUUGUUGCCGGUAGAGACGAGCGCCUGCUUGUGGUUGUUGGCCCCUGCUCCAUCCAUGAUCCCAAAGCCGCGCUGGAAUAUGCGGGCCGCUUGCGAAAGCUGCAGGAUGAAGUCAGCGAUCAUCUGUUUCUGGUCAUGCGGGCUUACUUUGAGAAGCCUCGCAGCACUGUGGGCUGGAAAGGUUUGAUCAAUGACCCCCAUCUUGACGACAGUUUCUGCGUGUCAGAAGGAUUGGAGAUUGCACGGCAGUUGCUUCUGGAUAUUUCGGCGAUGGGCCUGCCCAUUGCCACCGAAGCCCUGGACCCGAUCACACCACAAUAUCUGCAGGAUCUUAUUUCCUGGUCGGCUAUCGGCGCGCGUACCACGGAAUCACAAACCCACCGGGAAAUGGCUUCGGGGCUGAGUUGUGCUGUCGGGUUCAAAAAUGGCACCGACGGAUCCCUUGGCGUUGCCAUCAACGCUUUACAAUCGGCGAUCAGUCCACACCGAUUCUUAGGCAUAAGCCCAUCCGGUCAGGUGAGUGUUAUCCACACCCGGGGUAACGAACAUGCACACAUCGUUCUGCGCGGAGGGUCAAACGGGCCGAACUAUGACCCCGCAAGCGUUUCCCAGGCACAGGAAAAGCUGGCAAGCCUCGGCCUGCCCGCCUCUAUCAUGAUUGACUGUUCACAUGCUAAUUCGAACAAAGAUCACCAGCAGCAGAAAAACGUUCUGCACAGCGUGCAGGAUCAGCGUGGCGGCGGCAAUAAAGCCAUCACUGGCGUGAUGAUAGAAAGUAAUCUGGAAGCUGGGAAUCAGAGUAUGUCGGAUCUGAGCCAACUGCGUUACGGAGUUUCGGUAACCGAUGCGUGUAUUGACUGGCAGGAGACCCAGUCUCUGUUGCGCGAUUUAAACGCGGCUCUGGGUGUCAAAGCCGCCUGA